AACAAGAAGGGGGUGUGCAUAGGAAAGACGAAAUGCUUGCUCUCCGGGGGAUCAAUUAUUGGAUACUGUGGAAUGCUAUCGUCCUGCUGCAGCCAUCAAAGGAGCUGCGUAAAGUCCACCCAGGACAAAGUGUCAUAUUUUGAGUCCUCAGAAAUAACUUCCGACACCACUCAUUGCAAGUACACUGUCAAGUUACAUAAUAAAAAUGUAUGUCAAGUGAGAAUCGACUUUGAGAAGCUAAUUCUUGCACCAGCGAAACGGACAGUUUUAUCGACAACUGUGAACACCGAAACAUAUCGAUGCGAGGAUGACAUCUUGAGUAUUUCCCCGAAUAACUACGGAAUUCCGCCAAUAUGCGGUAGAAACAAUGACCAGCACGUGUAUGUCCACUUGAGCGAAAUGGACGAACAAGUGAAUGGGGUCGUUUUGGAAUUUAGUCUGGCGAGUCGAGAAUCAACCUCCCUACUCGCACCCAGUUGGAAAAUUAAAGUGACGCAGUUAGAAUGCCCGAGGAAAAAAUCACAUUUCGAUUUAUCGAAAUAUAAGGAUAGCAAUGAGAUAGCUACCGACUUUCCAUUGUUAGCUCCACCCGGAGCUAUUCAAUAUUUCACGGAGCGAACUGGAGUUAUCAAGUCCUUCGGAUACGAUGAAACUUUAGACGACAGCAUUCAGCAGAGUUAUCCUUUCGGAGAAUAUUACGGGAUAGCAUUUAAAAGAUCGGAAUACGUCUGUGGUAUCAGAUUCAACAUCAAGUACCUUCAACUCGGGCCGAAGGCAUCUGGAACAACCGUGGCUGCCUGUUCGCAGUAUUUGUUUGUGCCAGAUGCUUAUUCGACUACUGUGACGACCACCAACUCUCAAAUAUGUUUGGGUAGUGAGGGCGAUUUCUUUUAUGAUGUGGCUCCAGGACCCCUAGAAAUAUUCGUCAAGGCCAUAGACUUGGACGGACCUAUCACCGCAGAAAAAUACGGAUUUUUAAUUAAUUAUGAAGUGCAAUCCCAUAAUACUUGUCCUACCGUUUCUUAGCAUCAGAUGUUGUCAGAGAGGAUCUAAUUGCAAUUUUGAUUUUCCACCUUGACUUUGAAAAGUAAAUCGAGGAAGUAUGGCAUUGCCUUAAUGAAACGUUUAGUGGUAGUGUAUUUAAUUGUCAAUUUAAUUGUAUUAAUUCAUAAGUAGUUAAUCAAAUACAUUUGA
This is a messenger RNA of Cylas formicarius (sweet potato weevil), 1194 nucleotides long. RefSeq lists its product as uncharacterized. NCBI's taxonomy places the organism in Eukaryota, Metazoa, Arthropoda, Insecta, Coleoptera, Brentidae. The record is from RefSeq and is a predicted model, not a curated record. The annotation marks the transcript as partial. The transcript has 7 exons.